UCAGACAGAAAACCUCUGCUCCCCAAUGGACCCGGACGUGGAAACCCUCGCCGACGACGAUGUACUCGGCGGGGACGGCGGCGAGGCAGAAAGACUUGAGGCGGAGGCCGAACUUCUCCGCAACCGCCUCAGGCUAGCCGUCAUCAACAUCGCGACCACCGAAGGAAAGAAGGUCGGCAUGGAGAUCGCGGAUCCCGUCGUCGCUUGCAUCGCCGACUUGGCCUUUAAGAGCGCAGAGCAGCUGGCUAAGGAUGUGGAGCUGUUUGCCCAGCAUGCUGGUCGUAAAUCCAUUAGGAUGGGCGAUGUUAUCCUCACAGCGCACAGAAAUGAGCAUCUUAUGGGCCAGUUGCGGACAUUUUGUCAAGACCUGAAGGGAAAAGAUCCCUGCACCGGGAAGAAGAGAAAGAAAUCAUCCAAGAAGGAUGAUAACGUGACCGAAAUCUGAUCACAGAUACGCAUCAAAUCAUCUUCUUACCCCUAGCUGUGCAAGAAGGUUGGCUGAACUGUAACUCUGCGGCGCAAACUACCCACUAAUUCUGCACUUGCACGUAUUUGAAGAUUUUGUGCGUGGAAAAUGAUGUUCCCUGAUUUACCCGUCACAUUUGCCGCUGUGUACUGAACCUGUUGGCGUUAAGGCAUUGGCAUAUUCAGAAAUCUCUUAUCGCA
Lolium rigidum is the source of this 666-nucleotide messenger RNA. Its product is annotated as protein MHF1 homolog. Lineage: Eukaryota; Viridiplantae; Streptophyta; Magnoliopsida; Poales; Poaceae. The transcript is spliced from 4 exons. Gene Ontology annotation, cellular component: FANCM-MHF complex; Fanconi anaemia nuclear complex. Gene Ontology annotation, molecular function: protein heterodimerization activity; chromatin binding. Bases 26 to 445 code for a protein of 139 amino acids. The record is from RefSeq and is a predicted model, not a curated record. Gene Ontology annotation, biological process: resolution of meiotic recombination intermediates; replication fork processing.